ACUCGAGUUUAGUUCACAUGCAACUAUCGAGUUGGUCGGAGCAGCUAAAUCAGUUCAAAAGCAAAAAUGAAUAGACUUCAAACAUCGUUUAUCAUCCUCGUUAUUGCUUCUGCAGUGUUGGGAAUUUUUGCUGACUAUACGGCUGAUCAGACAGCGAGAUUUGCAACUAUAGCCAAAAAAUGCUACCAGGAAUUAGAUUUUCCGGCAGAUUCCGAUAUCAUUCGCCGGAUUUCGAUCAACGAAAAACCGGAAGAUUUUGACGAUCAACGUGUUAAGGAACUGAUGGUUUGCGGAACGAAGGAACUCGGAUGGUUGGAUUCUGACGGAAUCUUUCAGAAGCAAGUGUUCCUGGACUUUUUUGGAACCGGAUAUGCUCAGGAGGCAAAAUUGAAGGAAGUUACUGAUCGAUGUGUUGAUGAUAAUCACCUGAACAACCUGGCGAAACCGACCGAUCGGAUCUAUAACUUCCAUCGGUGUUUUUUCGGUACCAAGCAGUUUGAGCUGUGAAUUUUCUAAUAUUUUUUUUUAUUUUGGUGAUGGCGAUUUUCAUAAAAAUUAUAAUAUUCAAUUUAUUAUCGAUAAGCAUGGUGGCAGAGCCAUAGUAAGGUUUCAAAUAUAUAAAACGGUUUAAAAUAUAGGGUAAUAAAAUUUCAA
Messenger RNA from Uranotaenia lowii, 654 nucleotides. RefSeq lists its product as uncharacterized. The coding region runs from base 67 to 507 and encodes 146 amino acids. Gene Ontology annotation, molecular function: odorant binding. The transcript has 3 exons. Lineage: Eukaryota; Metazoa; Arthropoda; Insecta; Diptera; Culicidae. The record is from RefSeq and is a predicted model, not a curated record.